CAUUCUGGCCAGAUAAAAGCAGCAAUGUGGAAAUAGAGCUGGGCCACAAACUCUAGGAGGGCAGUGAAUCCUACACGGCAGUAUUGCUACCAUUAAAAAUUUGCUAACGCAUCUCCUUGAUAAUAGUUUCCCUUCUUUGCCAACUCCUUCCAGGCAGGAUUUGGACCAUUCUGAUUCUUCUAUAUCUUUCCCCACUGAGAGCAGCUGUAGAAAUGAGUCUGUGGAGGCUACGGCUCCACCCCUACCAUUUACUCACUUUCCCCACUUUCAUUUUGCGUAAGCUUCACUAUGCUUAGAGCAAACACCCUCCACAUUGUUCUUUGUGUCUGUUUGGCGGCCCCGGGUGCCAGGCACUGUACAAACACAAACCAAAAAUGCAGCCCUUGCCUCAAAGAGCAUGUGGUCCUCAAAGAUCCCUAGAGCAUCGCUGGUCAAAAUGUCACUUACUUCAGAUUGCUUCAGGUUUUGCUGCUUUUAACUGGUCUUUUUGUCCUUGUAGCACUGUAUCCCUCUUUGCCAGUUGGAAUCCUUCUUUUUCCCUCUCCUGGAUUCCUUUUUCUCUACUUUUUCCUUAAGAUGCUACCAACUUCGCUUGCCUUGUGUGUUUUCCUUUUGACCCCUACCAGUGCUUUUUGGGAUUGACAUCCCCAGCAGAUUGAAAAGUGGGAGAAAAGGGGUGAACCAAGGUCACGGAUCGGUUUGGCAGACCUGCCCUUUCUUGGUCUCGGUCUUCUUUCUCUGCUUUGCUUUCCGGAGGACAAGUGCAAAGUGGUCCGGGUGCACUGUGAGAUUUAGAAAAGAACACCGGUUUGAGAAUAAAUAUACCCAACCGUAGAGGGUUUGCUCUGUGUUCACGUCCUCGUGGUGGAAGAGCAGAUCAUCACGGGGCUGCCCGAGUCCUUGAGGUGUUUCUCCUGUUUUUAGCGAGGAACUGCAGACAUGGAGACUCUGGUUUAGAAUGAAUGUUAUGGCGUGAAACUCGGUUUAUCUAUCUGCUGUGGUUUAGGCCCCACUGGUCUAUGCUUAGACAUGAAGAUGCAGUUAGUGUGUGUCUGCUUUCCACUUGUGUGCCUGCGUGUUGAAAUUAUUAAUUGAUUAUUUCUUUUUAAAGAAUAGACCUCAGAAACAACCCUUCUCUGUAAUUUUAUUUACUGAAGCGGAUGUGACUUACUCUCUAGACCUGAUGUGCUUAGAGAGGUAGGAAAUUUGUGUUUCACUUCCCCGAUGACACGAAGGACAAGGUCGCAUUUGCUGUGGGAGUGGCACAAGCUCCACAAGUUGGUAGAAGGAAUUUGUCACCUAUCAGACGUCAUUAAAAUUGAGACAAACUGGAGAUAUUUUGCUGCCAAGGGUGACAGCUCUCUCCUUUGUCCUCUGGGCUUAGGGUGAAGGGCCCCAUUUCCGAGCACGGAGGAGCUCGCCGUUUGUGUCUGGAGGUCAGUGUACACCUGGGGCUCGGAGCCUCCCACGUCUGCCAUGGUUUUCUGCCUGUUCCUUUCUCAGUUGCACCGUUGACCCUUAUGCUUCCCUGACUGUUCCUACAUUAGGUUCUACAUCUCCGAUUUUCCGCAGCUGCCACUCCAUAGCAAGGCUUGCUUCUGUAAAUUGCCUCCUGUAGUCCCUGUGCUGGUGGACACCAGGCAUCAGGAGAAUCUGCAGAACAUACUCCCAGAAAGGAAUACAAGAUGAUCUUGUAAAGUUAGAACAAACACAGUUGACACCAGGGAAGAGGUGAGGUUUGUAUCUCUCCAUGAGGUUUUCAGUUCACUGUUUAGAUCCCAUGGUCUGCUCUACUCUCGACUCCUUUGUGUUUAUCUGCACACAUUCCUUGCACCUGUCUUCUGUUUUGCAACUGUGCUUGAAUUUCUUCUAUAACUAUGUGAGCCACCCCUCGUCCCUUCUGUACAGGAUAGCCCCAGAGUGGUUAGAGGGGAAAAAUUACAGUGAAAAGGCACUAAUUGUCUCUUUCAGGUGUUCUGAAAUACUACGAGAAACAUUUGGCAUCCUACUAAGCCUGCAAAGAUAAUCAGGAGCACAGUUGUACCCACUUAUCUUUGGGAGAGCAAAGUCUGCACCGCGGAUUACGCGGAGCGGGACAGGCGCCCUGCACCUGCAGUUCUGCAAACAAAGGCCGUGCACACGGGGCAGCUUUCAGCCUGGCUUGCGGGACGUGAAAGUCUCAAAAGUAAAUCCAUUUAAACACAAGUAGGUAGCCCUAGGUUUUCCUUUGGGGAAGCUGCAGCCUGUGUUCUAGGAGACGGGAGGUGGCUGAGGGUCCGUGGUGGGCUGGGAUGCUGCUCAGCACUUGCAGCUUCUUAAGAACAAUGUCAAGCAAUCACAAGACCGAGCACCAUAAGAAACGAGCCUGUUUUAUUCUGGCAGUACCCUCUUGUAGACCUUGUAUUCUUCAUAGGCAAUUCCCUUCAGAUUUUCCAUGGUUUUAGGUGCGUGCAUUACCAGGUCUGGCCCAGGCACUGUGGUGAAGAGGCACUAAAUUAAAGUGACCUUUUGGUGCAAGCUCAUGUGAUAAUGAACUCAAAUCCACUUUCUACCCCAAAUGGUCAGUGAUUACUUUGAAGCUGCUACUCCUGCUGUUUGUUCACUUUUAAAAGGAGAAAAAAUAAAGAAGAAAACCUGAGAGACCAGACUGGAUUUGGAAGAAAUGCUGCGGGACAGGUGGCCAGUUUUGUGCUGGCAUUAAUCAGCAUAGCAGUCCUGCUGUCAGUGGGGUCUAAACUCUCUCACACAAGCAGGCAAUGUAUUCUCUUCUUUUCCAGUAGUUUUCAUGUUGUGUCCAGAAGCAGCGUAAAUCUUUCCUAAAGAGUUAAGAGCAAGUCCAUCAGUCGUGCAAAUUGGAUGAGUUUUUCCCUUUUCUCUCUGCCUCUUGCAGCCUCUUCUCACGCGUUUUCUGUGCCGCGUGGUGUACAAGACUAUACCUUUCUCAGUUCUUGUCUUGUCAGACAUCCAUGUCCUGUCCCACCCCCCAGCAACAGUUGCUUUACAUUUCCUGUCAGAGGACUUGUUUGUGAAUUAACAGGCAGAUCUUAACCUUGGGGAGUCACCCUUUUGUCCCCGUUUGCCCCACCGAGCCCGUUCUCCCCACCCUUUGCAGUGCCAUCCUGUCCCGUCUCCCCGUGUUUGCAGUACAGUUAAUAUUUGCUGUCUCUACCUCCAGGUCAGCUCUUCCUAUCUGUCCCGCAAAGGGAGGUGGCUGGCUGUGUACAUGGAAGCAUCCUGCUGAUUUUUGUUUGUUUGCUUGCCUUUUUUUAAUUCAUCCCAUAAGCAGUUUCCAGCAAAGAGGGCCAUUCGGUAAAGCAGUGCAGGUACCUUGCAGGUGUGUAAUCCUAAUUCUUGGCGCUUCCCAAGCUCAAUGAAUCUUGUUUAUUGUCCCCUCACGUCGGGGUGGCAGGUGGAUGUACCGCUUCCUUCUAACAGGGCUGGUGAGGUGCAUCUGCGCACCCCGAGCCCUGGAACCUGCAGGGAGUUCAUUUGCAGGAGCCCUUGCCCUUCAUUUCCAAGUGACAUGAGUAAUGAAUGAAACCUAGAAAGACCGGUGCUUUUGAGGGGAGUUCAGAGAUACACAUAGGAGUAGCAGAGCCCUUAAGGUUUGUAGCUGUGUGGGUUUUGCAUGGCUGAUUUCUCAUAGCUGUAUUCUUUAGACUGGUCUCUCCUUACUCCCCUCGCGCCUCCCCCAACACACUCUGUCCAGCAACUUUCCAUUACAGGAAACAUCUGCUGGGAGGCAGGGCUGAGCCCGGGUUACUGCAGGGCAUUGGCCGGCAGAAUUACCCAGCUCGGUAACUUAAAGCUUGUGCGAGUCAUUUUGGUAUCUUCCCCGCCUGCUCCUUCCAUGAGGAACAUUAACAGAGACCGAAGCUGCCUUUCAGAGCAGAGAGGGACUAGAGAGGAGAGCCUGGGGCAGGCACUGAAGAAAUAACUGCUUUUCUGGUUUCUAAGGGGAAAAAAAAAAAGCAGCUGGAGUCUGAGCUGUUUACCAUCCUGUUCAGUCCUGGGAACCGCGGCUAGAUCUGUGAAUUCAGCUGAUCCGGUGGGGUCCUGGCGGUCGGAGCUGUUUGAGUUGCUGGCUCUGGCCGUGCUGGGCAUCGGCCUCGGUCAGGAGUUGCACAUACUGUGCACAGACCUGUCUGGGGCUGCCCGGGCUGUGGGCACUUCUGCCGUGCUGCUUCAAGGGCUGGUGCCCGCAGUAAGAAGCUGGUGAGACUGGAACCGAAGAGCACGAAGGUUGCCCGCCAGCACGCUGCCCCUAAUGAGCCACUUUUUCAAAGUCCUUUGGAUGACAAAUCCUCUCUCAGAUCUACAGAGUCCACUGGGGCAGAUGAACUGAGUGUGAACAGGAAAGUAGGGAAAGGCAUGUAAACUUCUGCCAAGCUGCUGUGUCUCUUUCGGCUUUGAAUCUAAACAAGAAGCGGUGACAGCAGGAACAGGAAAAGCAGAGUUUGAUCGAGAUCAGGGGGAGCUGUGCAAGUGCUGGGGGAACGCUAUGGAUUCCUUGCUGGAGUGCGGGGCUCUCUGGGGUCUGGUGCUGGAUCAAGAACUGCCAUGUCUGCUGUGGGACCUGGAGGGGCUUCUCGACUUACCGCAAGGAAAUGUCAGCUGUGGAUCAGAUGAAAUUCCAGCUGUGUUGAGUCCAACAUACAAACAACGGAAUGAAGAUUUCAGGAAACUCUUCAAGCAGCUUCCUGACACGGAGCGCCUCAUCGUAGAUUACUCAUGUGCGCUACAAAGAGACAUUCUCCUGCAGGGCCGCCUCUACCUCUCUGAAAACUGGAUCUGCUUUUACAGCAACAUCUUCCGUUGGGAGACACUGCUGACAGUUCGCUUGAAGGAUAUCUGCUCGAUGACCAAGGAAAAAACAGCACGGCUCAUUCCUAAUGCCAUCCAAGUUUGCACUGACACUGAAAAGCACUUUUUUACUUCCUUUGGGGCUCGAGACAGGACGUACAUGAUGAUGUUCAGACUCUGGCAGAAUGCUCUCCUGGACAAGCCUCUGUGUCCAAAGGAGCUCUGGCACUUUGUCCACCAGUGUUACGGGAACGAGCUGGGUCUGACUAGCGAUGAUGAAGACUACGUGCCUCCCGAUGAUGACUUCAACACUAUGGGCUACUGUGAAGAAAUCCCCGUGGAAGAGAACGAAGUCAAUGACAGCUCCUCAAAAAGCAGCAUGGAGGCCAAGCCGGAAGCUAGCCCUCAGCUGCCAAAGAAAUCUGUCACUGCCAGCACCCUGACGUCCACGGGAAGCAGUGAAGCGCCGGCCUCGUUUGAUGGAGUUCUGCCAGAAGAGGAGGAAGCAGUGGCGGAGAGUCCUGUGGAAAAAGACCUUGGCAUUGCAAAUAUAAUGGGAGAGAAGAUUGAGAUCAUUGGCCCCGUGAACUCCCCUUCCCUAGACUUCAAUGACAACGAAGACAUCCCCACUGAGCUCAGUGACUCGUCAGAGACCCAUGAUGAAGGGGAAGUCCAAGCGUUUUACGAGGAUCUGAACGGCCGUCAGUACGUGAACGAAGUGUUCAACUUCAGCGUGGACAAGCUGUACGACUUGCUUUUCACGGACUCCCAGUUCCAGAGGGACUUCAUGGAGCAGCGCCGGUUCUCUGAUAUUAUUUUUCAUCCCUGGAAGAAGGAAGAAAAUGGCAAUCAGACCAGAGUGAUCUUGUAUACCAUUACCCUCACUAACCCUCUGGCCCCCAAAACUGCCACCGUCACUGAGACGCAGACAAUGUACAAAGCCAGCCAAGAAAGCGAGUGCUAUGUCAUAGAUGCAGAGGUGCUAACUCACGACGUCCCCUACCAUGAUUAUUUCUACACCAUUAACCGCUACACGUUGACUCGUGUUGCCAGAAACAAAAGCCGACUCAGGGUUUCCACAGAGUUACGUUACAGGAAGCAGCCUUGGGGGCUGGUGAAAUCCUUCAUCGAGAAGAAUUUUUGGAGCGGCCUAGAAGAUUAUUUCCGUCAUUUGGAGAGUGAACUGACCAAAACCGAGAGUACGUACCUGGCUGAGGUCCACAGACAAUCUCCCAAAGAGAAAGUGAGCAAGCAAUCGACCGUGCGCCGGAGGAAACGGGCCCAUGCCCAUCUGCGGGUGCCACACUUGGAGGAGGUGCUGAGUCCCGUCACCACCCCCACGGAUGAGGAGGUUGCGCAUCGAAUCAAGCACGUGGCGGGUUCCACCCAGACACGGCACGUCCCUGAGGAGAGCCCCGGCGGCUUCCACCUGCAGAGCGUCUCCAAGCUGCUCCUUGUCAUCAGUUUUGUUCUGGUGCUGCUGGUCAUUCUCAAUAUGAUGCUGUUCUACAAACUCUGGAUGUUGGAAUACACGACGCAGACGCUCACGGCGUGGCAGGGCUUGCGGCUACAGGAGAGGUUACCCCAGUCUCAGACAGAAUGGGCCCAGUUACUAGAAUCUCAGCAGAAGUAUCAUGACUCUGAGCUACAAAAAUGGCGUGAGAUCAUCAAAUCCUCGGUGAUGCUUCUAGACCAGAUGAAGGAUUCACUAAUAAAUCUUCAGAAUGGCAUCGGGUCCCGGGACUUCGGGUCAGAUCCAGAGGAGAAACGGAAACGUUUCCACUAACAGGCAGGAAUGCAGGAGGCCAGAGGACGGUGUGCAAUAUGUGUAAAUAGGAUAUAUAAAUAUAUAUAUACAGAAUAUAUAUAUAUAUAUACAGAAUCUAAAUAUAUAUAUUAUAUACAGAUUUUAAGAGGAAAAAAAAAGCCUACGUAUUGAGAGGAAGGAGUGACCUCCAACACUGGCUGGAAUGGAGCGUCCCGGUGGCAGCGUGGUGUGUGCGUGUGUGGGGGGGCUGUGCUCUCCCAGCGCUGAGGUGCGCUCAGGGGCUGAGUGUGCUCCCCUGGGCCCGUGCACCACUCUUCUGUAAUAUUCCUGGCUGUUUGUCUGUCUGUCUGUCUGUUUAGUUUUUGUUGUUUCAAAGGGAAGCAUCACAGUGAGUGCCCACCCCCCCCCGCGCAUGAAGGUCAUUGAUUGACUCUAUUUAUCUACACAUUAAAAGGGGACACUGUCAACUUGCUUACCUUGCUGGCUUCAGGGCUGAGAGGUUUUGGCGAUCGCCGUCAAUCCCGUACAGAACUAUCCCGCAUCUGGAGAGGAGGCCUCCGGAAGGAUUGCCGUAGGUCUGCAGAGAGCAGCUCUCACUGGCACUCACCUCCUGGACUUCUUGGAGCAGAAAUACCAUUUGCUGCCGUGCCGGCCAGCCUGGGCACAGAGAGCACAGCACAGAACGUGAACGAGCUGAAAUGCUUUCUCCAAACGCUACUUCGCCACCUCCUGUUAUUGAUACUGCAUUAAUAGCCAAGGAGAUGGUGGGGAGGGGAGUAUCUGCCUACAAGGUGCAUGGAUGGAGGAGAGCGACGCUGCAGGAAGCGCAUUUCCAUCCUUUGACAGUGUCCCCUUUACAUUUUCUGUACUCCUCUGCUUCUGUGUGCUUGGGCCCCUGCCAUUAAGCCAUCCUUGUGCUGACGAUCUGCAUCGGUGCUGGAAAGGGCUACUACCUGCACUACAUCCCACUAGAGAGGGAGUACUCCAAUUAAAAGGAAACCAAAAUUAGUAUUGAUUAGCAACUGCUCCCACUACUGUGCUCAAAACAUUUCCCUCCUGCCCCUGGUCUGUGAGACCAUUUUGCUCGUACCACCGAGCCCUUACCUGUCUUAAUCUGUGGGAAAACAUUAGGGAGAAAGAAACAGAUUCCUUCCCUGGGCUAACAUGACUGCAUCUAUAUAGCAACAAGGCCUCCAGAAACCCAAGAGAGGUUAAGAAGGGCCAUGGGGACCAAAAGAGAAAAGAAGAAAGGGCCUGUCAGUGGGUGGUAGGCUACACCUGGAGGGGUGGCCACCGUGUGAGGCCUCUGCCUGCUAUCCUCAUAGGUUUGAUAGUGAAAUAAUUGCUUGGUAAGCAAGGCAAGUGGUAGAGCUGCAUUAAAAAUAAAAUACGCAUUUUUACUUGUUCUGGGGAUAAUUCCAGACUCCCAAUAACAGCCAAGUGACAGAGAGGCUGCACUGUGCAGUGUACCAAACACCACUGCGACUGCCUGGGACGCAGGGUGCUCAUUUCAAAGUUUAAUAAAUGCUUUUUCAUCUUACCCAGCCAGGCAGAUGAGGUGAUGGGAGGCCUUCAAUCUCCACCUUGUUCAACUCCACCUUUUCCACCUUCUGAACGGCAGGAGGGAGCCAGCUGCACGUCCCCUUGCGCACACGGUGCAGUUGCAGCUCGUCCGUUGUCUCUAACUCCAUUAGGCACUGAAAUAGCAGGGGACAGGAGGGUGAGUAACUGGUCUUAGUAUCUCCAUACCAGAGACUCUCCUCCGCACAGCUGGGUGACAAAGCGGAGUCUAAGGAAAAACCCUCCCAAGCUCCCGCUUGUGCGUUCCAAUUAGGAAAAAGUGACAUACAUAGAAGUAACCCGCUGAUUUGUCCCAACCUGCCUGCAAAUUUUUGUGACCAAGUGCUAAAUGCAACAUGUCUCGCGUGUGAAGGAGUGUGGAUGAAGGCAGGUUAUCAAAAAGACAUUUAAGAAUGUGAAAGCAAGGUCAAAUUGGGAAAAAACAUGCCUUGGCAACUACGGAGUGUGAGUAUUUAUGAUUAUUUAUUUAAUUUAAUGCUGCUGACUACUGUACUGCUCCCUGACUUGUUUCCAGGGAGGCUGCUGAAAUAGCUACUGUACAAUGACACUGAGGUGCUCGUGCCUGGGAAGGGCAAUUCUGCGGCUCCUCUUGGGACAGGAGGGCCCCAUAUCUAUACGUAUAUAUACCCCUCUCUAUAUAUAGAUAUACAUCUAUUCCCCCACUGGGACUUGUCCCACUGGCCAAGAGUCUUAUUUCCCCAUCAGCCACUUGCACAGUUACUAAGCACAUCCAAAUCUCCUGCUGCCCAUCUUCCCCUUUCCUAGAAUUUAAAUCGAAGCACCAAGAAAGAUGACAGAGGGGAAUCCCUGUGCUUGCCACCUUGUCAGUGCUAGAAAACAAAAAGGCUACAUCUGGAGAGGGAAACCUGCAAUGUGGGGUCUCAGCCUCCUUGCCAGGAGGAUUUUGUACAUAGAAAAAUGCAACCCAUCGAAAUGCAGAGAAACCUAGCUGUCCAAGAGGGUCAAAAAGAAAUGGUGGUGUUACCAAUUUCACAUUCUCUUGCUAGUUACGGAGACAAGAAAUCCAAUAGCUCAUCCGUGCAUCGGUCUUUUCUGUGCAGCGUUCCUCCCGAUCGCCGUCGCGUUAGAUUUGAGAUGCUCCCACUGACGCGGCUUCCUUGGGCUUGGCCCUAGAGACAGAAUUGCGCAAGCUUAGUUAAAUUAAUGUGAAGCAACGCAGAGGCAGCUAGAACAAUCACAAACACUAAUAUUCGUUCUGCCUACACAUUACUUUAAAUUGGGUUUAACGUGUUUGACGUACAUACUGACACACAGCUACGUUAAAUCUCUCAAUAAAGAGCCUAAGGUCACCAUACAGAACCUUGUACAUGCAGUGCCCUUCAGACAGCGGAACGUUUCUCCUUGAGGCCUGAGGUUUCUUUUCUCAGAUUCCUAGUUAUUUACUUUCUUUGGAUAGGAUUCACAGUCUUUCAUCGCCUCCUAAUAUAUCACAGCAUUAAUAAAAGUGAAAAAGGCAAGGCCUUAAGGCAAAACCCCCAAUGGCACUAAUGGUGAGGGCUGAAACAAAACCUUGGUCUGUGCAAACUAAUGCCAACAGCUGUAGCCUAAUUCUUGCCAAAUAAGAUGCUUCCGCUUGGGAGAAGGGACAGAAGGCUCUGAUUUACCAGUCUGUGUGUCUCACCUGUUCACAGGGGAGAACAACAUCCUCAUUAAUCCCAGCUUGAUACCAACUGGCUUCUGACAAAUACGUUGUCUGCUAAUGCUUACCCUAAAAGAGGCAUUUGGGCUGUGGCAUCUGGGCUGAGCUCAAAGGGAGUCUGAGACCUGGAUAACUGCUGUGCAAUCAUGCGUUCAUAAAGUAGAUACCAAGCGUAUCUAGAGCAGCACCUGCGUGUAAAGUCUGCAAAGGACCAAGAAGACACAGGUUAUUUCAUUCCACUUAACAAAGGUACCUGCAAUGGUAAGAAUAGGAGCUCAGCUAUGAAUUAAGCAGACAGCUGUGCUUUCUGGGUGCUCAACAAUUAAGUGAUAAUCCAAGGCACGCUUCAGUCAGAAAACUCUGAUAUUAAUUGAUAUUAAGUGCUACUAACUUCUGCAUAAAUCCAUUCUGUCUCUCUGAAGUCCUUUGGGAGAAGAGGAAAAAUUCACACCACUUUGAUCUCUCCUAAUGCAUCUCAAUUAUGCAGCCGACAUAGACCAUCCCUGUCCCUUUCCUGGUAGCUUUGCCAUCUCAGACAUGUAUUUCCAUCAUCUUUCGGUGAUCCUACAGCCCAUAACUAGAGGAGACAGACAGAGAGGGCAGCCUGCACCUUUCACACCACCCAGCGCUAGGACAGUGCUGGAGAUCAACCCUAAAAAGUCCAGCACCGCUAAUGCGGAAUCAGCUGCACAACAGGGAUUAGUGGAGCAGCAGUUCAGUCCUGGCCAGUGAGGUCUUUCUGUGCUUCCAGGAGGGAGAAAACAUUUGGGACUCCUCUUCCCCUCGGGUUCAUUUACACCACUUCCCAGUUCAGCGGUGGGGCAGUACGCAGAAAAGCAGAGUCAGUAACAAACGCUUCAACUCAACAGUGCCCGGCUCAGGGGAGGCAAUUCUGUCACGUUUGUCAAGGCGGCUGCCACCGUCCCCCCUCCCGACAGACCCGCUUUCUGCACCACCUGCCAAACUCCAGAGAGACGUGUCUGCCUGGAUCUCUCCAGGUUUGCUGCCGCGGGGACGUUCCACGGCGCAGUCACACGGAGCCCGGCUCAGUCUUUUCAGACAGUCUCAGCACUAGUUACAAUACCCAGCAGGGGCUUGCUAAAAACAGUACUCAAAACAGAGACUCUUAAACCAAAGCACCCGAGGUAAGUGGUUCCCAGAACGUCUGUGCCGAUCCCUGCCCGCUCCCCUGCCUGGCAUGCUCUGAUCUCUGUGCUUUGCAGUCUCCACAGCACCGGUCUCUCUGUGCCAUAACACCUUUAUUUUAAUAGAUGUGCACACUGGCCAAAUAAUCUAGUGUCUUGAUUGACUGCCGAUUAUUUCCUGAUCUAGCCAGACAGCAUGGGCUUAUCUCUGAGCACGGAUCCGCGCUGGGCCGUGCCCCCUCUCCCCCGUGUUCUGCAGUGCUUGCUGUGGCUUUUCCCUCCCGCUCACACCUUUGCUGCCAGACAAUCAUUCCCUUUGUGUAGACGGACUGACCUGGUGCUGCCCCGCUUGCCUUUCCUUGCCGCAGUCUGUAUGCUCUUUAAGUGAAUGUGGUUUUAUUUUUUUUCAGUAGGGACAAGGACUUCCUUCUGCUGAAGGAGUUAUAUUUGCACAUGGCUCAGGGAGGUUAACUCCUCUGGCCGCUUCUGUUACCUCACUCAUUUAGGCCAAUUCCAUUGCUAAUGUUAAAUGGCCACCUUCCCCUACCCAAACUCCAAGAAUAGUUAGGGAAUAAAACCAACGUGCAGCUCAGGUUCCAGAGCCAUUUGGUGGUGUCUCAGUUUUGGCCCAAACUGCCCCGGCGGCACUGGGAUUUGGGAGAGCGGCUGUUACCUGUGCCACACGCGCGGUGUUCCCGUUUUCGCAAGCCCACCACCCUUGCAAUAGCCCUUAGCAGAUUCCGAAGCACUAACCUGGCUCCUGGACGAGCUCAGCGGGGAGGGAGGAGCAGCAGAUCCGUUCACGUCACGACGUGGCUGUGGCACCUCGGGGACGUUUCCAUCCUCACGCCGUUCAUCUCCCGUCACGUGGCUCCAGGGCUGGAUAAAGCUGCUAAAAACCUGGAGCGUCUUCUCCCCACCCGAGGCCCUGGAGCCUCCAACCCCAGCUGCUGUGCGUAACUGCAGAUUAACGCGGAUCUCCUCACGUCGGCGAGAAACGGGAGUGGGUUGUACAAUCACCCGCAGGCGAGCGCCUCCCUUCGGGCCGUCACCCCGAGCCCGGGCGGCCGGGGCUGCUGGCCAAGGCGCGAACGUGAACUCUGGGACAAUGGGGAGGGGGAGGAACUGUGCUUUUGUUUUAGGAGUUGUCUAACUGUCAUCAACUUUGCGCUGUGCGCAAAAUGUGAUUAAAUGAUAAUGAGACUUACCUGCUAGAACCUAGGAAUUGUAAAGGCUAUGCAGCCGAAACGUAAUGUAAAGUAGCUAGUACAAUGGAAGUACGGUAUAAAUUAAAAAAAGAAAAUCUAUCAAACAGA
Molecule: messenger RNA, 12273 nt
Organism: Columba livia (rock pigeon)
Lineage: Eukaryota; Metazoa; Chordata; Aves; Columbiformes; Columbidae
Gene: GRAMD1B
Product: GRAM domain containing 1B
Exons: 17
Coding region: 4502-6589 (695 amino acids)
Biological process (GO): intracellular sterol transport
Cellular component (GO): plasma membrane; endoplasmic reticulum-plasma membrane contact site; endoplasmic reticulum membrane
Molecular function (GO): cholesterol binding; cholesterol transfer activity
Source: RefSeq, a predicted model, not a curated record